GAUUGAAAAUUUUACUCACUGCCAAAUGGGUAGGCAAGGCAAUGAUCCUAGUCCUACCACUGUGAACUCCUCCAUUGCUCUUCUUCAAGAAAGGUUUAGACAGUUGGAGAAGGUGAAAGAAAGAAGAGAGGGGAAACAACUUAAACUCUUGUCAUUUGAGACCACCUCCUCAUCAUCACAAAACUCUCAACAACAACCAAGGUUGGUGGCUCCACAUAGGCCAACUCUCCAUGACUCUCUUUCUCUUGGCCUCAACUUCACAAACAAGCAAGGUGAUCAUCACAACACCAUGAACAUGAAACCACCUCCAUCCUCCAAUUUAUGGCCACAGGGAGCAUCAACAUCAAGAAAUUUUGAUACCUCAGACGUUGAUACUUCCCUUCAUCUGUAAAUAUAUUUACUACUGUUUGUCUUAAUUUGCUUCCCCAGCUAGUACCUUGUAUAAUAGAUGCAUAAUAACCCUAUGUUCGAUCUCCAUCAUUUUGUAUCAAUAAUCAAGGAGGAUUUGUAUCAGUUACGCUUUUCUUUUUUCCCCCUUGAAGGUAUGUGAAUGACAUUUGACAUUCGUAAUUGUAUAUGAUCUUUCCUAUACAAAAAUAACUCGUCAUAUUUAUAGGCCAGAAAACAGUACUUUGCAGUGGCUUGAUCCAUGUCAGGAAGGCAGUAAUGAACGUAACUCAAUUGUAGCUGGACUUUAGUUCACAGAUUCGUGUUCUCUUCAAAUAUUAAA
Molecule: messenger RNA, 730 nt
Organism: Glycine soja
Lineage: Eukaryota; Viridiplantae; Streptophyta; Magnoliopsida; Fabales; Fabaceae
Exons: 1
Coding region: 26-391 (121 amino acids)
Source: RefSeq, a predicted model, not a curated record